AUGCCAUGUUCUUCUAUCCCACAAUAUCUUGAGUUGAGUGAGCCGUUAGCGAAUACAUGCCAGUUGUAUGCUCUUAUUUCGCCAGCAGAUGUAUACAUCAGGAAAUACAAAAGCUUUCGCAUCUCAACCAUCUCAAACAACAUUAAGACUGGCCGUGUGAAGAAUGGAGAUGGUGAUGAGUUGGAGAGGGGAAAAAACGAUCGGUAUGACCUUCCAGCGGGAAUGAAUGAUUACAAACGCGAUAACAACAACAACAACAGCAACACUGCCCGUGUAGUCACCAGCAACUAUAAUGAAAACAGCACCAUUUACAACAACCGAAAUAAUAAUAACAACAACAACAACGACGACAUUAACAAUAACAACAACAACAAUAAUAAAAAUGAUAAUUAUAAUAAUAACAACAGUAAUUAUAAUUAUAAUAAUAACAAUAGUAAAAUCAACAACUUUAUCAAUAAUGGCAUGAACAAACUGAGCGGCAGAUUUAUGAAUUUCUUCGACGCUUCCAUCAACGAACAACACUCCAAAUGCACCGGCCCGAGUAGGAAAAGCCUCUACAACAUCGUGAACAACGGACCUCUGAAAAACUUUAACGACAAUCAUCAAGGAGGUUUUGACACUUGGGAAGAGAAACGUCAUCGUCGUCAUCAUCGUCGUCGUCGUCGCCAUCAUCCUCGAUUCAUUUCUCAGUCGAUUUUUAUUGAAGAUGAAAAAAGAAGGCAUUUUCUAAAGCGAAACAUUUACGAUUCGUACAGAAAUCAAUUUGACGACCUCACUAAAAUGCAUCGGAACAAGCCCAUCAAAGACAGCAACAACAACAAAAAAAACAACAACAACCGCCUCAAACGAUUGCAAAACAAGCCUAACAACUCUCUCACGAAUGAUGACAUUGACAUGAAGAAAAAUGAACUAACGAACAGCAGAAGAAAAAUCAGACAGACGGAAAACGAUUUAACAGCCAAACCAUUUCGUCACCAGAUAACAUGUCCGAAGAACCUGGGCCUUGUAAGUGGGCAGAUUUGUGGCAAGAGUUGUAAGAGGGAUGUAGACUGCAGGGGCAACAAGAGGAAGUGCCUGUGUGACGGACCUUGUGGCAUGACAUGCGUCAAAACUAGUAAGUCCAGUUGGGGUCAUCUGUGUUUUAGCAAUGUUAUUUCUUAA
Helobdella robusta is the source of this 1161-nucleotide messenger RNA. RefSeq lists its product as hypothetical. The record is from RefSeq and is a predicted model, not a curated record. NCBI's taxonomy places the organism in Eukaryota, Metazoa, Annelida, Clitellata, Rhynchobdellida, Glossiphoniidae. The transcript has 2 exons. Gene Ontology annotation, cellular component: extracellular region. Gene Ontology annotation, molecular function: peptidase inhibitor activity. The coding region runs from base 1 to 1161 and encodes 386 amino acids.